AUGGAUUCAACCAGUGAUCCAGGCGCUGCUAACGAUAGGCGCGCACUUCUGGCCUACGGUCGAAGCCAAUACGCGCAACGAAACUAUGCGGACGCGCUCACAGCUUUCACGACGGCCUUGGGCCAGGCAAAAGGCGAUAGAAUGGGGAUACUAGACAGCAGAUCUGCUACGUACUGCAAGCUAGGGGAUCUUGACCUAGCCCUCAAGGAUGGGAGACAAAUGCUCAAAAUCGACAAGUCAAACGCACGAGGAUAUCUGCGUACAGCUCAAGUUCUGCAGUUGAAGAAGAGGUUUGAGGAUGCUCUAAGAUUGUAUGAGCAUGCUCUUAAAUCUGUAGAUUUAAAGGACACAAACCGACCUAAAAUUGAGAUCCUCAAAGCGAAGCUUGACCGAGCUGUGAACCCGCCGCGCCACGACCCAUUUUCUAUAUUCCCUCCUGAAAUUGUGGCGAUGGUUCUCCAGCAUUUUAAACUGCCAACGCUACUAAAACUGCUUCGGGUUUCCAAAAGAUGGAGUAAACUAACUGUGUCUCUGGGCCUAGCCUUCUCACAGGUGGAUUUUACUCUCGCAAGACCACAUGCCGUUUCCUUCCAGGCAAUUCGUGCAUAUUGCGUACGGCAUGCUAAAGCUAUAGAGUCUGCUACCAUUGGUUGCGUCACUCCGCAGAAUGCUUCGAAAACAUUGCAGUUACUUUCAAGGUGCCCCAGAGUCGCUGAAAUUUAUCUGCAUGUUAAAUUAGCAGCACCAGAAGACAUCAGAAUACUAUAUAAUUUCACUGGGCUGAAAAAUCUGGUCAUCUGGCACCGCGAACUGACUUUCGUGGAAUUCAACUCUCUGCUUUCUGCAUGCCCUACUCUUGAAUACACCAAGGUUUUACUGGGCGAAGAAAAGAAGCGAGAGAAUUGGAAGAGCUGCUCUUUCGCACCACGGAUGCGAGGUCUAUGUCUUACCUUUAACGGGAUGCCAGUCACGAACCCCUUUUUCCUUGACAGCUCAUUGAAGGAUACAAUGCCCGUUCUUGAAGAGCUAGAGGUCUCAGGUGUUGAUGUAGAGAUGAAACUCCAUGGUGUGGACACAGACUUGUCUACCCACCCAUCCUUACGCGCAAUUUCUUUUAGCAAGUUCACGUUGGAUGCUUAUAUUAAGGCAUUACCAAUAUGUUUGGCAGAAUUAAGUUUAACCUCUGUUCUAGUCAACCCAGCCAUCGCAGGUACUCCCGUCUACAGCUUCCUAAAUGGCCUUUCGAAGUUGAGAGCGCUUAGCUUUUGUAGCCUCUCUUUCGACAUAAGUGCCAUGGUUGACGAAUAUUUCUCCGCCUUGGACCCAGGUCUGACACCAGAUUUAACGCUUUUUAACGUCGCAUAUUCUAAUGUUACUGCGCGGGAGUUGGUGCCUUUUAUGAAGAAAGGGUAUUUACGCUCGAUAACGGAGUUGAGCAUUCCUGGUAUCAUGGAUAUGAAGGAUAGCAUCACGGAAGUCAUCGCUGAUACGAUGCCUAACCUAAAGACGUUAAAUUUAUCACUCACUGAAGUUACGGGGUAUUCAGUCAAGUUGCUUGCAGAUGCGCCAAACAUGAACAUAGAAAGGAUAAUAUUGUUAAAUCCCGCGACUCCAAUCAGCAGAGACGCAAUUGAGUAUGGGCGCAGUAAGGGGAUUAUUUUUCAAUAA
Messenger RNA from Nannizzia gypsea CBS 118893, 1668 nucleotides. RefSeq lists its product as hypothetical. The record is from RefSeq and is a predicted model, not a curated record. Gene Ontology annotation, molecular function: Hsp90 protein binding. The coding region runs from base 1 to 1668 and encodes 555 amino acids. The transcript is spliced from 6 exons. NCBI's taxonomy places the organism in Eukaryota, Fungi, Ascomycota, Eurotiomycetes, Onygenales, Arthrodermataceae.